Molecule: messenger RNA, 1683 nt
Organism: Aureobasidium namibiae CBS 147.97
Lineage: Eukaryota; Fungi; Ascomycota; Dothideomycetes; Dothideales; Saccotheciaceae
Product: MFS general substrate transporter
Exons: 1
Coding region: 1-1683 (560 amino acids)
Biological process (GO): transmembrane transport
Molecular function (GO): transmembrane transporter activity
Source: RefSeq, a predicted model, not a curated record
AUGAAUACCGCACCCACACAUCUCAGAAAUCCUUCACGGAACGCCUCUUGGACAGAGCAGAACUACAAGGAAAAAGACUCCGAGUCUCCUCGUUCGGGAUCCCUCGACGAGAAUGCCACGGACAAGAAAGAGACCAACGUAGAGCCUCACUCGCAAGGAUGGCUCUGUGGUGGCAAACACCUCGAAGAGCUCCGCCAGAACGAGAGCCUUAACCUCGACGGUCCCUUGACCGAGGUCGAUAUCGAUAUGCCUCUUACUCGCACCCAGGUCAUCAACCAAGGCGACAAGCAACUGGUCGAGCUCAAGUUCGCACCAGACGACAAGGAGAACCCUUUCAAGUGGGGCAAAUGGAAGAGACGUUUCAUUUCGACUCAGCUCAACCUCAUGACCCUCUUUAUCGGUCUUGCUACAACUGCAUACAGUUCCGGUAUCAACAGCAUGGUUGCCGAAUUCCAUCGCUCUACCGAGAUGGGCCAAUUGGGUCUGUUCACCUUCAACAUGACCUGCGCCCUUGCUCCAUUGUUCCUGGCUCCUUUCUGCGAGCUCGUCGGUCGUAAAAUCAUCUACGCCGGAGCAUACUUCUGCUUCUGUCUCUGCUUCAUCGGUCUGGCUCUCGGACAGAACAUUGCCACUAUCCUCGUAAUGCGUACACUUCUCGGUCUCUUCGGAUGUGUUGGAACUAUCCUCGUCGGUGGUACCUUCAGCGAUAUGUACGACGUGCACGAGCGUGCCAGACCCAUGGCCAUGUUCUCGUACGUUGCAAUUCUUGGAACUGUCGGUGCUCCCAUCUAUGCCGGAUUCAUCGACAUGACCAUCGGCUGGAGAUGGAUUGAAGGUAUCCAGGGAUUGAGCAACAUCCCUCUCCUUAUCUGUAUCUUCCUCUUCUUCAAGGAGACUCGCGGAGGUGUCGCCCUUCAGAAGCGUGCCAAGGCUGUCCGCAAGGCUACUGGUGACGAUCGCUACCAGAGCGCUAUGGACUUCGAGACCCCUAGCGUCCAGGCUAUGCUCAAGGCGUCUUCCGUCAAGGCCAUCUACAUGUUGGCCACUGAGCCUGUCGUGUUCCUGUUCGGUAUCUGGAUCGCCUUCUCUUGGUUCAUCGUCUUCCUGUUCUUGUCCGUCAUCCCCAUCACCUUCCAAGAGAAGCGUGGCUGGAACGAAGGCAUUGGAGGUCUUCCUUACAUCUCUCUCUGUGUUGGUGUCACUCUUGGCUGGUUGGCUCAUCACAUCCAGAUGAGAAGAUACCUCAAGCUCACCCAGGACCCCAACCACAAGGUCGUGCCCGAGGACCGUCUUUGGGCUGCUCUUUGGGGUGCCGUCUGGAUGCCUAUCGGUCUCUUCAUCUACAGUUUCACUCAGUACGGAUACCUGUCUUGGGUCGGUCCCACCAUCGCUCUCGCUCCCAUCGCCUUCGGUGUCUACUUCAUCUUCGAGUCGACCUACAGCUACACUGCUGAUUGUUACGGAGAGAGCUCGUCCUCAGCUAUUGCCGGACAGGGUCUCAUGAGAAACGCACUUGGUGCCGUGUCUCCUCUCUUUGCUUCUCAAUUCUUCCACAACGUCGGCAGUCAAUAUGCCGGUCUCAUCCUCUCGCUCAUCGCUUGUGUGCUCACUCUGGUGCCUUUCGUAUUUUACAAGUACGGACACCUGAUGCGCGCUCGCUCGAAGCUUGCCAUUGUCUACUAA